AUGGAGUCCCGGGGUGACCCGAACAAAGAAUUUGGAAACCCGCUGACAAGUUCAGCCGGAGGGACCUCCCCUGCCGUGACGGUGGGAGAAACUGUCACAGACGAGGCGACUGGGGCGACCCACCCGGGCACGUGGAGAAGACGGCGGUUCAGGGUGGCCGCUGCUCGCUGCGUGCGCCCUCUCGGCUCCCGCCUCACUUUGACUAGCUUCCCUCCCCCUCCUGGAGCUUCUCGACGUCAUCUUGCCGCACUAAAGUUUGCAGGGGCUCCGCGCCGUGGGUCCCGGGACGCCUCGCCGGCCCCUGCCACAGGCGCCAAGCGGUGGGUGGCCGGGAGUCGGGAGCGCGCCCCGGGGAGGCCGGUUUCAGCAUUUGGACAGCGGCGCGGGGCGGUCCGCAGCCCGGGAGUCCAGGCGCGCCCCCGGCGUGGGAAUGGGACGCGGCUCCGGGUCUUAGGGAAGCGGGAUCCAACUGGAAGGCACCCCCGGCCCCGAAGAGACACGUUUCUAAGAGAUCCGUGCCUCGCUCACGGGGGGACCCCAGGACCGGCCAAGCCACCGUGCACACCCUCGGCCUCGGGGCCGGGGGAGGCGCCCACUUGGCACCCGGAGCGCAACGGCACCCCCACCCCGGCCUCUGCGUCCUCCAUCCUUCCCAAAGCAGCCGGGGUCCCUGAGCCUGCAGCCGCCGGCGAGGCUCCCAACGCGCCGUGCGCCGCCACCUCCGGGUCCUUGGCUCCGGGAGAGCCUCGCGGCGAGGGGCGUGAGGUGAGGGCCGAUGGCGCCCGACUCCCCGGGAAGGGCUGGAGGCCGGCGGGCGGCAGUGGAGAGGCCCGGGGCGCAGCGCCCGGCGCCCCGGGCGGCAGCCUCCGCCCCCUCCGUUCCGCACUGGUCGGGGCGAAGGGAGGGGGCGGGGGGAGCCGCGCUGACGUCACUGCGGGCCGUGCCCGCCCGAGCGGGCGGCGCUGGGAGCCGCUCAGAGCCCCGAUAGCCGCGCGCGGCCGGGAGCCCUCGCGCCCCCGCUGCCGCGCCCGCCUCCCGCACUCUCGGCCUUGCGCCCGCGCGGGCUGGGGCGCCUGGAGGGCGACCCGAGCUGGGCCUGAGCCCGGGGACUCGCCGGAUCGGGGACCGCCGAGCCGCCGUCACUGCAGCCGCCCCACCCCCGCCGUCGCCUCGUGGGACCCCGGCCCCCUUCCGGAUCCAGAAGCCCAGAGGGAGCUCUUCUUCGGGCAGUGGAAGCCGGAGGUCAUUUCUGAAGAGACAGCGGCAGCUCCUCCUAUCCGCCAGGACCCUGCUGACCGCACCCCACAGAUCCCUGUGGAGUGCCCAACCCCCGGAAAAGGGAUCCUGCUGAGCGCCAGGAAGAUGCUGGCUGUGUGGACCACUGGGGAUGGUCAUCACACAGGGACGGAGAUCCAGAAAUGGAGCAGCCUGGAUGCCACACCAUCAAGACUCAGGGAGGUCCCUGAGACCUGGGCCCUCCAUCUCCAACCAUGUUGACUUUAUCUUCAAGCACAUCCCCCAUCGCGGGCACAGUGUCGCUGCCAGUAGUCAUCAGAGCCAUUGCAGUUGCCUCCUUGUUCAUACAAAAGAAUGAAGAUGACAGAAAAGCUGGGCAGAGACCAUGGCCCUGUGAUCAUCCCCAGCACAGCGCCAUCUGCUGCUGCCUGACUCAGAGCAUCAAGGAAUGUGGUAGCAACAGCCACAAGCAGACACAAGUGGAUUGCUGGGUGACAAAACAUCUUCACUACGGCGAUGUGGUCACAUCGAAACAGCAGCUCUCGAGAAGACACCAGAUGGGAGAAACCAGAAGCACGGUCGUUGGCUGUGGUGAACACUGCGUGUGUGUUCCUGGCCUGCAGAACCUGCUGUAGGGUGUGAGGUACCAGGAAUUGAACUCAGGACCUUGCAGGUGCUUGUGCCGCUGAGCUACAUCCUCAGCCACACUCUGUUUUGUUGUGGAGGACUGAACCCAGAGCCUCAAACUAAGCACAGUUUUAAAUUUAACACGAGUGAAACAAUUCAAGUUCUAUUUCUACAACUUUCCUGUCACUGAGCUAUGGCCUGGAGACGCAUAUUAUAUCUGAAUUGACUUGGUAAAUUCUAACCUUGAAACCUAGACAGGGGUCAGUGAUGGAGCAGGAGUUCUUGGAAUUAGCUCUUCUGCAGAAUUGGGUUAAUUAAGGGAUAAGUAAUAAACCAUGCAUAUGUCAAGCCAUAUUUAUUAUAAAAACUCAGCAGGUAGGAUAGAAAAGCACACAGAUUACCCUUCAGCAGACAGCAGAAGAGCACAAGUCGCAGAGAUGGAGUAGGAGGGCUGGAUGUUGCUUGCCUGGCAAGUAGGUGAGGCCCUGGGUUCAAUCCCAAGCCCAAUUUAGAGAAGAAAAACAAGCAAGCAAGCAAACAGAAAACAGAAGAGACUAGAAAACAGGUUACCAGGGUUUAGGGGAGGGAGAACAGGGUUAUUAUUUAAUAGGUUCGGCAUUUUUGUCCGGGAUGAUAAAAGUUCCGUUCGACAGUAGUGGUGACAAUUAUACCACAUUGUGAAUGCAUGAGACACCACUGAAUUACAUGAUUAAAGUGGAUAAAAUAGGGGCUGGGCUAGCUCGGCGGUCAAUUGCAUAUUUAGCAUUCAGGGACAUACAAAGGAAGUUAAAAUAUAGCAAUAACAAAAUGCUUAAAAGUUGGGGCUGGGGAUUUAGCUCAGUGGCAUAAGCACCUGCCUUGCAAGCAGGCGGUUGUGAGUUCAGUCCCUGGUACCGAUAAAAAAAAUAAAUAAAAUAAAAUAAAUGCUUAAAAGUAACCUUUAUGUUAUACAAAACACUCUGAACCGGCUGGGGGUUUAGCUCAGUAGUAUAAGUGCCUGCUUGGCAAAUGCAAGGUUGUGAGUUCGAUCCCAGGUACCAAAAAAACCCAAAAAAGUCACUCUGAGCGGCCAUCAGUCAGGUCAGACAUAAAAAGUAAUGUGGGGAGAAGGGAGGAAUAUCUUUUCACUGACACACAGACAUGCCAGGGCAAAGUGAUAAAUAAAAGCAAACCGGAAGUGCGUUUUAUCACUGUUUUAAAUUCUCUGAAGGAAGUGGGAGAAGAGGGGAAGGAAAGAAACAAAGAAUUCAGGUAUGUUAUAUAACUGUACCGACUUCCCACAGUGAAUGUAACCCUUAUGGACUACAAGCAUGGACCAAUAAAAAAAUUUUUUAAAAAUUUUAA
Molecule: messenger RNA, 3207 nt
Organism: Cavia porcellus (domestic guinea pig)
Lineage: Eukaryota; Metazoa; Chordata; Mammalia; Rodentia; Caviidae
Product: skin secretory protein xP2-like
Exons: 6
Coding region: 1-1497 (498 amino acids)
Source: RefSeq, a predicted model, not a curated record